Molecule: messenger RNA, 588 nt
Organism: Epinephelus fuscoguttatus (brown-marbled grouper)
Lineage: Eukaryota; Metazoa; Chordata; Actinopteri; Perciformes; Serranidae
Exons: 3
Coding region: 140-490 (116 amino acids)
Source: RefSeq, a predicted model, not a curated record
GGCGCACACCCCUUUGUCCCCCUGUCUCUCUCUCUCCACCCCUAGCUUUGUAUAUAAAAUGGAGUGAAUUUUACAUCUUGCCCUCCUCUCCUCUUCCUCUGCUUGCAGUCUGACUUGGGUGGGAAAUUCAAUCCUAAUCAUGAGCAGGAACUUCUUGUCCAGAAAUGAUGAGCUCCGGAGGGGAGACUACCUGAUAUCCAACAACAGGGAGUUUAAGGCUGUUUUCCAGGAUGAUGGUAACUUUGUCAUCUAUGGCUGGAAGCCUGUGUGGGAGUCUGACACCAAAGGAACAGAUGCUCAGCGCCUGUGCAUGCAGGCUGACUGCAACCUGGUCAUGUACAACAAGUGUGAUGAACCCAGGUGGCACACAAACUCUGCCAAAUCUGACUGCAACAUGUGCCGUCUUCAACUGACCGAUGACGGCAAACUGGUGGUGAACAGGGAAUGUGAUGAAAUCUGGAACUCUGCCAAAUCCAAAGGCAUGAAGUAAUUAAAUGUAUGUGAAGGUCUUGUUUGGAAGUCAACUUGAAAAACAUGCCAGCUGUGUAAUCUGGGAUCAAAUAAAAACAAUUUUUAACAAAGCAUAAA